AUGGCUACAGCCUGGCACGGGGCAUCUCGUUCCCGCAGCCGCAGGUUGGACAUAGCCUUGGUUGCAAAUCCUCCCCCAAGGGAAAAGCAGCCUCCAAAGGCCGCGGGGAGGUGCCUACUUGUUUCAUCGCUGGAAAUACAUCAGGGCAGCCGGACGGGCCCCAGCCUUUCACGGGGGCAGCGGCAGGCUGCUGUCUUGCGAACAACUGCCAGGCGCAGCUCUGGGUUAGCCCCUUCGCGUGCUCCAGGCGGCCCCGCGUUUCGCAGGGUGAGCGUUCGGCUGGGCAACCCCGGGCCGUGCAGCGCCGUCCGCCUCCGCGCCCCGAGCGGGGCAGAGACCGCUGAUGAGCCUGGAGUCUGCAUCGUCCGAGGUUUAGCAGGAACUCAGACCAAUCGUCCAGAGCCGGGGCUCCCCGUGGGCUUACAGACCCCUCAGCAGCCGCGUUACAGCAAGCCUCCCCGCACGGCUGGUGCCUGUCAAUACGAGGAAAGGCAAGAGCAGAGUGGUUCCCGAGGGAGGGAUCCACAGCGAAGGGGGCACGGAGGAGGCGAGGGUGGCAGGAAGCCCCAGUGGGAAGCUGUGAUUCGAGCGGCUGCCAGGGAGCAGCAGCAGGAGAUCAUUUUCUAUCUGUUCUGGGAAAAGAGAAACAAAAUCUUUAGCACUACAUGUUGUGGCUGUUUAAAGGACAGUAAUCCUUUCUCCCUGCAGGUUGGCAAAGCCACCCGGGAACUGAUCCGAUGCCUUGCUCUCACUGGAGUUAUCUAUGGAGGGCACUGGAAGCUGGCACCGGCAUUUGCCAACCUUGCCCACAGCUAUUUAGUACUUUGAGGUCUGCCUGCACAGGCCCCCCAGCACGCCGAAUCCACCAACCGUGCCCUGCUGAUGGGCAGAGAGCCUCUGCCCACCUCUCUGGAGGAGAAGAGAGAGCAGUUAGGGACCCUUGUGACCCUCUACUGCACUGCAGGUGCAGCACAUCUGACACAGAACAAAUAUCCUUACCUGCUAACUUUCAAUGGGUGUCUGGUUUCCCUCUUUUUCCAGAACAUCGCCAACCAAACAAGCUGGAAGCUGCUACACUAUGAAAAAGCAGCCGAUGCUGUCAUUUCAUCAGAAGUAAACACAGCACCUGACCUGAUACAGCUAUAUGAGGAAGUUGCCCAAACUGAACAGCUGAAGAAGAACUAUGAGAAAGCUGCACGUUCCCUUUGUGUGGCGCUCAACAGCAAACUCACAGUGUGGCAGUGGCUCGCACAGGGCUGCUGCUGGGUAGAGCUUAGAUUGCAGCUGGAGAGGAGCAGCAUGUUGGGAGAUAAAAACCCAUCUCUUCAUAUCCAAAAAGUGCAAUCGUUCUUGGGGGCAUACAUUGUUCCUGUAAGACUGCUCCUAAUUGCUAUAACAAAGUCAGAACAGGUGAGGAGGAGACUUGUUCAAGGAGAAAAGCAAUCAGCUAAAAGUCCUUACUGUACAUGUCUUCUAGAGGCAGCUGAAACAUACUUUACAGAGAGCCUCAGCGCCUAUCAAGCAAUGCUGAGCACAGACAAUUCCCAGACUCUUAGCACUGUUGAGGAAUUCAGCAAGUGGCUUGUCCGACUAGGGAAAAAUCAGCAGGCCUACACUCUGCUGAAAGACUUUUUGAACUGUAAGGCAGAUGCCCAUGAGGACUUCAGUGAGAAAGUUGUUGAACUUUAUCAUACAAUGGGUAGCAUUUAUCUAGCAGACAUAAGGAUACAAGAAGCUCAUCAGCUGUUCAGCAAGGUAAUUAUUAUACUACAUUUUGAGGUUUUUUUACCCUCUUACUUACCACCUGUCUUUGAAAAUUUAAAUGAAUACCGUUACACAGAGCUCUGGGCUGCUGCAUCAAAACUAGCUCUUGUUGAAGGCAGUUCAGAUCUUUCUGUGCUACUGUCAGGUUUAUUUUGCUGUGGAGGCCCAUGAUAGCUGAAGAGAAUCAGAGUCACAUUUUUGGUGGAUAUUCAUGCACCUUUCUCACCAUGUGUUAACUGCACAAAGCUCAGAGCUUUGUGGACACUUGAUUGCGUUUCCCAACAAACAGUCUCACUCCUUUGCAGAGCCCUUUGAUUAGAUUUUUUUCACUAAUAUACUGCCAUGGUAGU
Struthio camelus australis is the source of this 2114-nucleotide messenger RNA. NCBI's taxonomy places the organism in Eukaryota, Metazoa, Chordata, Aves, Struthioniformes, Struthionidae. The record is from RefSeq and is a predicted model, not a curated record.